AUGGACACUUUGAACGCUUUGCUGGACGGUCAGAGGCGCACCAUUCAGAUUUUGGACUACCAGCUCGUCGUUCUCCGCAUGACGUCCACCGUCAGCGCCGAAUACUUGUUUGGCAUCAAUGAGCCCGUUUCGAGGGUCAACGGCAUGGGCGAUGAAAAGAUUGAAGCGCUUCGCAAAGGCUUGAAGUCGGAGGAGCUUUUUGCAAUGGGAACAUGGUCGGAGCGACAGCAGUGUAUCAUCACCUUGGUGGAUGAGUCGAUCGCAACGUGGACCAACACUGAGGAAACCAUCCAAUGGGCUCGAUCAUUGAUGAGCGACGAUGAGGUGGUGGAGCUGUAUAUUGUUUUAGGGUUCUAUUCUAUGAUUGCUCGCAUGACAAGGGGUCUGAGGGUUCAGAAGGACGCUCCCAUCGCGGGUCUGGGCCAGGCUAUUGUGCAGAACAUAACCAAGAAUGCAGCAGAUAGCCGCGAGGAUGGAAAGCUAGAAUCCGCAGCUUUAAACUAA
This is a messenger RNA of Penicillium cosmopolitanum, 504 nucleotides long. RefSeq lists its product as uncharacterized. Bases 1 to 504 code for a protein of 167 amino acids. NCBI's taxonomy places the organism in Eukaryota, Fungi, Ascomycota, Eurotiomycetes, Eurotiales, Aspergillaceae. The transcript has a single exon. The record is from RefSeq and is a predicted model, not a curated record.